Molecule: messenger RNA, 3901 nt
Organism: Erpetoichthys calabaricus (reedfish)
Lineage: Eukaryota; Metazoa; Chordata; Cladistia; Polypteriformes; Polypteridae
Gene: bag5
Product: BCL2 associated athanogene 5
Exons: 4
Coding region: 229-1581 (450 amino acids)
Biological process (GO): negative regulation of protein ubiquitination; regulation of inclusion body assembly; protein stabilization
Cellular component (GO): cytosol; nucleus; membrane
Molecular function (GO): adenyl-nucleotide exchange factor activity; protein-folding chaperone binding
Source: RefSeq, a predicted model, not a curated record
GAUUUCUCAAUUUUGAGCAAUCUGAAAUGCAUCUAUAUGUAAACGAAACGUUCGAUCUAACUCAUACUAUUAUUGAACGCCUAUAAUAAGCAAGUUGCAAGGAGCAGCGCCUCUAAGAACUUUAUAGAGACAUGAUGUUCUUGGUUCCUAUGCAGAGACUUAUGAAAAGGCAACUCUUUUCUUUUCAUUUGAGAGCCUGUUCCCCAAAACCUUUAAUGCCUAAAAAGCAUGGAAAUGGGAAAUCAGCAUCCUUCCAUGGUCCGGCUCCAGGAGAUUGUGAAAGAAGUUAAGGUCCUUGGGCAGCAGGUGGCAUCCUUCAGUGGUCUACAGAGUGAUAAAGACUAUCGUAAAUUGGAGAGGGCCUUAACGCGCCAGCUUUUCGAGAUCGAUUCUGUGGAAACAGAGGGCAAGGGGGACAUCCAGCAGGCAAGAAAGAGGGCAGCGCAGGAAGUGGAAAGCCUGCUGAGGCAGCUAGAACAGAAUGUUAACCAUCCCAUGCGGCUGGAGAUUGAGAAGAUCUACCUGGAGGCACAGAACCGCAUCACCCAGGAGGUGAGGAUCCUCCGAGGAGGAGGGGGUAACAUUAGCGAUGAGUUUGUGGAUGGCAUCCAGGACGUCAUUUUGCGCCUGACCCAGAUCAAAACUGGAGGAAAAGUGCACCUGCGUAAAGCCAGGUAUCGUACUCUGACAAGAGUGUGCGCGGUACAUGACAUUAUUGAGAACUGCAUGAAGCAACAGGCACAGUGUCUUCCACUUUCAGAAGGCAUUCAUGUGUCUGUACCCAAGAUCAAUGCCAUUAUGGUUGAGGUCAAUAAGUCUCGAGGGGAUCUUAUUGCCCUGCUGAUGGGAUUAAAUAAUGAAGACAGCUGUGGACACCUCUCCCGUGUCCUUACAGGACUUCUGGUGGAACUUGAUGCCCUUGAUGUGUCUGGGAACACUCAAGUUCGUAAUUACAGGAAGCAGGUGGUAGAGGAGAUCAACAGCCUACUGAAGCACUUGGAUCUGGAGGGUGAGGGGGACACCACCUGCAGGUAUGACUUGGCUAAGAAUGAGUCCAUCCAGAAGAUUGAGGAGAUUCGUCGCACGGUAGCCCAACUGCAGACUGAGCUUGUAAAAACUGAAACAACACAAGAGCUUCAUUUCAAACCCAAGGCUGAACUACAGGGAUUGUUGACCAAAUUAGAUGAGGUGAGCACUGCCAGGAACCCCUGCAUUCGGGAGGCAAGGCGUAGGGCAGUGCUGGAGGUGCAGGCAGUGAUCACCUACAUUGACCUGAAAGAGGCUCUAGAGAAACGGCAGGCUGCUGUGCCCUAUGUGGACGAGCAUCCCUCCCAUAAGGCCGUAUGGCAUGUCUUGACCAGCCUGUCUGAACUUCAGAGACAGGUGCUAGAGUUUGGUGGAAAAAGAGCCGACAAAAGCUACAUCAUGCUAGAAGAGCUACUCACUAAACAGCUUCUGACGCUUGAUGCUGUUGAUCCACAGGGCGACGAGAUGUCCAAAGUUGCCCGGAAACAGGCAGUUCGGUUUGCCCAAACUAUUCUCAACUACCUGGACAUGAAAACAGAUGAGUGGGAGUACUGAUGCGAGUUGGUACCCUGUAAAGUGUUGGGUGUGUUCACUUUGUGACAUUUCUAGAGCAGCUACAUUGACAAGUGGAGUCUGCUUUCGGUCCCUCGUCUUUGAAGUUACGCUAGUGCGUGGUUUUGUGCUUGUAUCUGCUCAUUGUGCACUUUAUCAAAAAAGCAUGAAAACGUCUUGUGUUUUUGGAUUCAAAAUAGACCAGAAGGGCUCUACGAUGUUCUCGAGUACGACCUCGGGAGAUGUGAACAGCUGUUUAGACACCUGAUGACAAGGUGGCGCCACCCAGGGGAGAACUGUGUGUGCGUUUCCCACAUAUAUGAAUAAAUUGCAGCCUUUCAGUCUGAUUCAUAAACAAUUUGCACUAUUUAUAAGUGGGGAACAUUUUAUGCAAAAAUGGUCCAUUUGAGGAGCACCCUCCGGCUGUCCUUAGUAAUGUGCAACUGGCUGACAGGACUGCUGCCUGCCAUCUUUACUUCAGUGCAACAGUUGCUUCAAAAUAACUGAAGCUUUAAGGUGAGCAGAAUGAGAUACAGACCUUACUGCCCUGUUUUGGGUGGUUGGGACAUUUUUGUAGUAUGUAAGUGCUUUUAGAAUCCCAAGCCUAAAACAGCUGACAGUAGGUCUGCUCUGUGUCAUGAUUCCUCUGUCUUCCUGAUUCACUGUGGCCUAGUAGAGUUGGUACAGUGCAGCUUCUGAAAUGUCAAUCUGAGUUAACCCUGAGAUCUGUUCUGCUGGCUUCCCUCCUGCCGUCCUUCAAGUCACAACAUUACCUGCUUGCGUUUGUAUACACGUUGGGGUGAGCAGACUCCCAUUUUUUGUUUACUUCACCUGGAUAAAAAGGGUGAAUAUUAUGCAGUAUGGUUCUAAAUAUACAUGUAUAUAUUUUAUAGCCAACUGUAAUUAAGCUGGGGACCCUUAAACUCUGAAGGAGCCAAGAGGACACUAGUUGUAGUCCUUAAUGGGUGUAUCCACUCUGGUAUGCAAUGUCCUUCUGGUUCUGUUUGUAUGGUGGGUAAAUCAUUGAGUGGCCUUGGACCCUGUAUAUGUGAAGUAUACACAUUGAUAAUCCAGUUCACAUUUAUAGUGCCUUUAAUUGUGAAGAACAUUUGCAAUGAGUAACACUAUGCUAAUAAUUGCAAAGGCAGGAAGUUUGAGAUCUGUUACAGGUCACACUGGGAAACCUCCAGACUGCCAUGAAGAACAAGCCGAUAGCGCUGAACCUUGGGAGAAAGGCUGCAGUAGAGUUCUGUCAUUCACACACACAAGUUAUUCUGUAUAGUACCCACCUACAGAGAACACCAGACCAGUUACUUUUGAAACUUCUCAAAACAUUAUGACCAACUGCCAGACAUGCUGUUGUUUGUCCGUGUGCAGCCAAAUCAUCUCCUACCUGCCAAGGUAAGGAUCUUACAAGACCUCUGAAUGUGUCCUGUGGUAUCUGGCUUUAGGGUGUUGGUAGAAGAUCCUCUGAUUCCUGUAAAGUGCAUAGUGGAGCUGCCAUAGAUUGGACUUGUUGUUCCAAUACAUUCCACAGAUGCUCAAUUGGAUUGAGAUCUGGGGAAUUUAGAGGCAUGGGCAACACCUUGAACUCUCCUAAACAAUGUGUAGUGUGGCUGGGCAUGUUAUCCUGCCACUUCUGUUAGGAAAUCCCACCGCUAUGAAGGAAUUAACACCCACGUCACCACCCAGACCAAUCCACCACCUUGUUUCAUUCUGCACUGCCUCCUCGUGCCUCCUCUUUUCCCAGGUAAACGAUGCACACAUACCCGGCCUUAACAGAAAAUGGGAUUCAUUGGACCAGGCAACCUUCUUCUAUUGAUUCACGGAGGACAAGGCAAGAGUUACAAAGAAGCAACGAGGUGGCAAGACAAUAAUUCAAAACUUCAGGGGAGCAGCUUUCAAGCAGCAAGUGUCACAUUUUGGCACAUCCAGCUGCACCGCAGACCUGAGCCAUCCUCCUCCUCCUCCUCCUCUUGAUGGCAGUUUGUACUCUUAUGUGGAUGUACUUUGUGUGAGCAGACUGAACUUCAGGCUCGACUAUUUGUAAUUCAAGCCUUGCCUCAGAUUCUGCUCUUUUCAUAUCUCUUUGAAACUGGACAGUGACAUCUUCUCACUUACAUGAGUGACAGUGUUAGAAGACAAAAUUGUAUAUUUUGUGAGCUGCUUUAAAAAGAAAAAUUCAAUAUAAAUACCAAAUAAAAUAUUUAUUUGGCAGGAAUGGCUCUUGGGUUUUUAUUUAUAUGCACUACAUGAAAUUGUCAUAUUUUUUGUAGAAAUUGACACCUUUGUUUCAAGAUAGCAUUAAACUGAAUUCAGGGUA